AUGAUGGAUUUUGAUGAGCGUGUUCCUUGUUCCUCUAACAUGUAUUUGCCAAGUUGUACUUACUACGUCUCGGGUCCUGAUUUUUCCAGCCUCCCUUCUUUUUUGCCCCAAACCCCGUCUUCUCGCCCUAUGACAUACUCCUACUCCUCCAACCUACCCCAGGUCCAACCUGUGAGAGAAGUUACCUUCAGGGAAUAUGCCAUUGAUCCCUCCAGUAAAUGGCACCCCAGGAACAAUCUGCCCCACUGCUACUCCGCAGAGGAGAUCAUGCACAGAGACUGCCUGCCUGCCACCAACACUGCUAGCAUGGGCGAGAUGUUCGGCAAAAACACAGCUAACGUCUACCACCCCAGCACCAACGUCUCCUCCAAUUUCUAUAGCACGGUGGGCAGGAACGGGGUCCUGCCCCAGGCUUUCGACCAAUUUUUCGAGACGGCUUAUGGCACGGCGGAAAAUCUGGCCUCGGCGGACUACCCGGUAGACAAGAGUGGCGAGAAGGCGCCCGCGGCCGCCGGGGCGGCGGCGGCGGCAACUUCAAGUUCGGAGGGCGGCUGCGGCAGGGCGGCGGCGACGGCGGCGGAGAAGGAGAGGAGGAGGCGGCCGGAGAGCAGCAGCAGCCCCGAGUCAUCUUCCGGCAACAAUGAGGAGAAAUCCGGCAGUUCCAGUGGACAACGUACGCGUAAAAAGAGAUGCCCGUACACCAAAUACCAGAUUAGAGAGUUAGAAAGGGAAUUCUUCUUCAGUGUCUAUAUAAACAAAGAGAAACGCCUCCAGCUCUCCCGAAUGCUCAAUCUGACCGACCGUCAAGUCAAAAUAUGGUUUCAGAACAGAAGAAUGAAAGAAAAAAAAAUUAACAGGGACCGAUUACAAUAUUACUCAGCUAAUCCGCUACUUUAAAACUCAUAGCGUUUUUCAAGACGAGAUUAAAUUCAGAUUUCGCCCUUGACAAGGUCAAGCCACGGGGUUACGUGGAGGAAGGAGGUGUGUAUCUGACGGGACUUGAAGAAUCUAUGGUUUUACACACAUGUAAACCCACUCUGGAACUGCGAUGAUGAUUUUAUAUAUAUAUAUUUACAUAUCAACUGGAAUCGAUUUGAUUUUGACACACAUGGGAUCCAUUUCUGAACCUGCACGUCACCUCUGAGUGCAAAAUCCAUACCUCUUACCUUUGCAGGCACUGCGGCUCACCCUGCCACCGCUUUCGGCAGGCACGGGCGGGGACGGGUCCUUCUCCAUCCCCGGACUCGCCCUUCCUCGGCCCUUUCUCGCCCCUGUGCUGCUGUGGAACAGCUGUCUGGAGGUUGCCAGGUCGGGCUCACCCAACCAGGACCACUGCAGAAUAUAAACUCUGAGAAAAAAUCUUUUGUUCUUCCUUAGGAAAAUAUCUGGGUUUAGAGGCAGUGUUCCAUUGCUCAUGGGUUUGAAAUAAGAAUUGAAGGACGGACACACGCUCACACACACACACACACACACACACACACACACACAUACACACAGAGA
Molecule: messenger RNA, 1500 nt
Organism: Parus major (Great Tit)
Lineage: Eukaryota; Metazoa; Chordata; Aves; Passeriformes; Paridae
Gene: HOXA11
Product: homeobox A11
Exons: 2
Coding region: 1-897 (298 amino acids)
Biological process (GO): regulation of transcription by RNA polymerase II; anatomical structure development
Cellular component (GO): nucleus
Molecular function (GO): DNA-binding transcription factor activity, RNA polymerase II-specific; RNA polymerase II cis-regulatory region sequence-specific DNA binding
Source: RefSeq, a predicted model, not a curated record